GUUUAAUGCCCGUUCUUUUUCGUUUAGUCACUUCUAGCAUAGGGCCUGGAGUGAAGAACGAAAAGAAGAACAUAAGCCGGAAACAGCUGCCAAGCGCUGCUAGAAGUGUCCAUUACGAACCGAUGCUCCGCAGACUCUAUAGUGUGUAGACCGCCUUUCUUGCUUCGGAGACACAUCUUAAUGGGAUUAGAACCUUUAUUUCGACGAAGAUCCGGGUGUCGGCAGUCGGCCAGUUCUUGCAUGUAGCAGCACCAUGGGGGGUCAGUGGGACGGUCCAGGUGGUGGUCCGAGAUGUUUGUGGCGUGCGCCUUUCUCGAGGUUCCCUGGCCUGCCCUGCAACCCUGCACCCGCCAAACACAUAGGCCUCCGAGAAACAGCCCACGUGGUUCCGUGAAGGCUGAGGAAUCGGAGGACCUUGGAAGACAGGACCAUGGAGAGGACGCGAGUGGCGGUUUCUGCGAAGGACCCCCAGCGGCCACCCCGCAGCUCCGCAUCAGCAGCACCUUCUCCCUGGCCGGCCCGGCCGGCGAUGCGGGGCAGGCGGAGCAGGCUUGGCGGCAGACGCGCAGCAGGAAGGCGAGGCUGGACUCCAAGCUCGGGGAGUCCGGGAACAAGUCUCGGGACAAGGCGGCCCCGCGGAAGCACCGAGCAGGCAACUCCAAGGCGGGGCGACACGUGUGCCAAGUGUGCGGCAAGGACUGGCCAUCAGCUUCUAAGCUGGAGAUUCACGCGAGGAAGCACACCGGAGAGAAACCGUUCGAGUGUGACGAGUGCGGGAAGAAGUUCACGUUCAAGGGUAAUCUUGACGUGCACAUGAGGGUCCACACUGGAGAGAAACCGUUCGUGUGUGAUGUGUGCGAGAAGAAGUUUUCCAUGAAACAGGAUCUUAAGCGGCACUCGAGGAUUCACAAUGGGGAGAAGCCCUACGAGUGCGGCGUGUGCAAGAGAAGGUUCACUCACAAGGGACAUCUUGAUAGGCACAUGAGGGUUCACACUGGUGAGAAGCCUUUGCGAUGUGUGCAGGGAGAAGUUUGCGAGGCCUAAUACUUUUGCAGCACUCAAGCGAAUCCACUCUGGGGAGAAACCGUAGAGUGCGACGUGUAGAAGAAAAAGUUCACUCAGUUCUCAGUUGGUUGGUCGUGGUUUGCACCGGAGGCUUCACUCUGGAGAGACGCCUUAACUUUGUGCGGAGAGGUGUCAAUUUGGUGUCGUUCAAUGCCCAAGCGCUCAUUCAUGAGCGAUGCAAGGAUUUGAUUUGUUCGGUUUUCUGUCUUCGUGUGGGAGGGGCAACGCAAUGUGCCUGCGGACAUUUGCAACAGUUAAGGACAGGUUUUUUCGCGCCUCUAAAAUUUGUUUCUUUACUAUUCAACUGCUCUGUAUCUUGCCUAGUUAUUGCCUCUUCUUGUAUAACACUCCUACCCUUGCGAUACGUUCUUUAUGUGGCGGUAAAUUGCUUUUUUUAUUUGUCAUAUUUCUUGUGGCCAUCAAAAGAUUUGUUACUGAAUAAAUAUUUCCUUUCCCUUUC
Messenger RNA from Thrips palmi, 1525 nucleotides. Its product is annotated as zinc finger protein 3-like. The coding region runs from base 292 to 1044 and encodes 250 amino acids. The record is from RefSeq and is a predicted model, not a curated record. Lineage: Eukaryota; Metazoa; Arthropoda; Insecta; Thysanoptera; Thripidae. The transcript has 5 exons. Gene Ontology annotation, cellular component: nucleus.